AUGGAGACAACUGAUGAUCCUAACACUCAAGACAAUAAUCAAAUUGAUUCUGACAUGCCAUCAUCAUCAACAAACAGUGACGGGAACGGAAAUCAAAUUUCUAAAAAUCAGCAACCAAUGACACUUUCUCCUUUGAUAGCUCUUAUUCUUCUUCAAAUAAAUAAAGUUCCAUCUGGACGACGACUUUUUUCUGAAAUGGGUGGACAUGCUUUCAUUUCGGAGCAACUUCAGCAAAGUAUUCGUGCCUUUGCUGAAAUGUCAAGUUCAGCGUGGCCACAAGGCAGUGCUGCUUUUACUGAUGUUCAGCGACAAUUGCGAAUUAUUGCAUCUCAAAUUAGUGGAACUGUUAUUUCUCAACAACAUCGACAAAAGAGCCAAUUGUUGGAUGGAAAUAGAAUAGUUUGUGGCUCUGGACCUUAUCAAAAUACUAAUGUGAAUAAUCCAAGUACGACUCUGGAUAAACCUGCUGUCAACUCUACUUUUCAUCAAAAUGCGUGGCUUGCAUCUCAAGCCGCAAAUCAACAACAACCGCUUGGAACCGCACAAUUUGGCGGAGCUGGAAUUUAUAAAAAUGUUACGUUUGGAAAUACAAAUGGAGGUGUAAAUGCAACAGGAACAGCAAAAAAACAGAUUGCGUCAAAAUGUAUUGGUUCUAGUGGUUUGGGAGCUCCCGAACAACGCGAGCCGCAGAUUUACAAUUAUGCUCCCAAUUGUUCAAUCCAUUCUUCUUCUGCGAUGGCAAAUCAUCUCCAACAGCUUGUUGCCGCUGGAACAACUCAUAGACGUUCACGUAACCCUAACUGGACUUAUCAUUUUCCAAUUUAUCAGCAAUGGUUGGAUCUUGUUUUAACUUUGCCUUAUCCAAUUAUGCUUAAUGAAAUUGUUAUCAAACCACAUGCUUCUUCACUUGCUUCUGCACCUUCUGCCGUGCAAGCCGAACUUUCUUCUGAUCCUAUUGGUAUUGAUUGGGUUGCUGUACGUUCUCCAAUUCAAACUUUGGGGUGUUCUAGAAUUACUAUUCCAACUACAAAUUACAAAAGCCCUGUUAAAGCGGUUCGUUUGCGCCUUAAAAAACCUCUCGAAUCGAAUAGUUUGGGUUUAAUGCAAAUUCAAUUGAAUGGAAGUACUCAACUUGCAGAAUUACAACAUAAUAACACUACAAAACAACAUUUAGAACUUUUACAUCUUUGGUUAACAUUAUUUCAUCAAAUUGUUAUUUUGUCGAAAGAAGAAGGAGGAGGAAAGGAUAAAUCAUCUACAAACAACAAAUUUUUGUUAGAACCUUCACUUGCACAACAAUUAGUUCAAUUAUUUUUGUGUAUUCAUGGUUGGCCUGGUGAUGAUGUUUUACAAUUACUUUAUAAAAUUAUGCUUGAUAUUGAAACUGAAACUGUUUUGCUAGGAGAUGUUUUGCUAGGAGAUGAGCCUUCAAAUAUUUCUGUUGUUAAAAUUAUUAUUGACCAUUUAUUAACUAAUCACGAAAUGGCAUCUCCUGACAAAUUAAAUAUGCAUUUGGCUGAAUUGCUUUUUACUCUCUGUUCAACACCAAUUUCUUCUUCUAAAAGCACUAUGCCUAAAGAACGAAUGUCACAAUUACUUUCUCGCCAGGAAGAAUUGUUUCGUGGAGUUGUCGAUUUAUUGCAACAUUUAACUGUACAGUCUACUGAUUAUAUGGCUGAUUCUAAUGAAGAUUGGUCAAGAAGAGAUGCAAAAUGGAUGGCCCUUUCUUUGCUAAUGUGGUCAAGUUCGUGUGUUAUUUGGCGUAAUUCUGAUCCAGCUUGCUCGCAAUAUAAACAAACUUUGGCAAUGUGUUCUGAGCUUUCUCCAAAGAUUAUUUCGCAAUUAGCUCGUUUAAGUUUAUGUGACACUAAUUAUUUUGGAACUAUUUCGAAUAAUUCAAUUUAUGAGCAUGUUUGGAAAGCUUCCCGUUGGUUGCUUUGCUCGCUAGCCCGUGCUCAACCAGAACUUUUGGAUCAACUUUUGGACAUUUAUGGAUUUGAUGAAUCUCCUAUACCAGAAAAUUUAAUGAUUUUGGCUGCUCUUUCACAUAUUUGCCAAUCUAAACCGGCAAUUAAUAGAUUGCUUAAUAGUUGUAGUUUCGAGAUUUGGAUACAAAAAACUGUGCAAAUUUGUGAACAAGAUCAAAAAGAAGAGGAAGAUUUGCGUGAACUUCAAGCAAUUGUUCAAUGUAUUGAAGAAUUAACUAUAAUGACCGAUGUUUGUAAAUUUCUCGAACAAAGUGAAUAUGGACCAGCUUUCUUCCGAAAUAUUAUGAAUUUCCUCGUUAAUGCAACAAAAAAUACUGAACGUAUUUCUACUGCAAUUCCUCAAGGUGAAAGGAAAUAUUUUCAUAGUGAUGUGAUUAAUAAUGUUGUUAAUGAAGUUGUUCCUCGUAUUCGUUCUUCAUUUAUUAAUUUAACUCGAAGAUGUUUAACUUUUGGUGGUAAACAUCGUGCAAGAAUUGCAAAAUAUCUUUGUAAAAUAUUGCGAGAUAAAAAUGAGAAUUCUUCAAAUAGUUUUUUCCAACCAAAACCUUUAAAUGAUUUUAUUUUACAAAUGCUUCAUCGUUUAAUUUUGGAUGAUGAAAUUAUUAAGGUGCAUUUCACUGAUGUUGUAGAACAAUUACCUGACGGUGUUGUUUUGCACAACACAAUUUUACCAAUUUAUGAAAGUCAUAAACGAAUGGUUCAUCCAAUUUUUGGUUGUCUUUCUGAUGAUUGUGUUCUCAAUUUUGGUCUUUAUACAAAAUGUUCUGAACUUAUUCCUUCUUCGCUUCAAUCGGGUGCUGAUACUGUUGAAGAAUCCUCAACAUAUGCAUCGAAAGUUUCAUCAAAGACGGCUACUUCCACUGAAAAACCUCCGUUAAAGAAUACAAAAUAUUCGGCAGCAGAUCACUGGUUAAAAUAUCAUGGAUUUGUACCGCCACCUUCAUACUCUUCGACGGCUCCAAUUUCUAUUGAUGGAUUGCAACAACAGCAGUCUAUCUUUCAACAACAAUCAAUGCAACCUCAAGAACCACCGCCUGAUUGGGAUUGGGAUAUGGAGGAUGACUGGUCUGAUGAAUUCAAUUCUACCGCACCAUGGACUCCUCCAGGACCUCAUUCUUCGUCAAUUACCGGCGGCCAUUGCGCAAUGCCAAAAUUUGCUUCGAAAUUGCCAGCUGCUUCUUCAACUCAAAACGAUAGUUCUGAUCAACGAAAAAUUCAAUUAAUUGAUGCAAACACACAACUUCCUUUUGAUGAAGGAAUUACAUUGGGAGAGUUGUUUGAACAACGUAAAAAUAAUAAUAGUGGAGAUUCUGAAAAUGGUGAACAUAUGAUGUUAUGUUUGAGUAUGAGAUAUGUACCAGAAUCAACGCCUGCAGCAAAGCGAAGAGUUUCACAAAAAGCCUCUAAAAAUGCUAAGAAAUCGAAAAAUGAAGAAAAAUCUUCAAUUUCUGUUUCCACUCUCGAACAUUUUGCGCGUGAAGGAGGUCUGAUUGAAUUAUCUAAACAUAUUUAUCUUUAUCGACGAUGUUUGACUCGUUUGCAUAGCUGUCAAGAAAGAUUGUCUUCUGACUUGAUUGAACGUCAACAGCGUGUUUGCUCUAAUAAUAACAACGUUAUUGUUUCUGCUGCUCAUCAGUUUCCACCACAGUCAUCAGCUUCCACCGCAUCAGCUGUCACCGCUCAGGGUCCUCCACAAAUUUUGCAAGCUUUAUCCGCUCCUCCAGGCUUUACUCCGACUACUUUUAUUCCUUUCGAAUUUGUUGACUUUAUGAAUCAGGUAUAUUUAUAUUAAUUAGGGUUGUUAGGUCUGACCAAUGAGUGUGAGCAUUAUUGACUUUAAAGCCCUUUACGAACUGACUGAAAAGUCCCUGAUAGAUUGAAUUUUUCUAUCUGCUUUUUGACACCUUUGGGGAUCUUGGCACCUCUAUCGCAGUCCUUACCUCUAUCGCAGUCCUAGGCGGCGUCACCGUCCUUUCUCCCUUUUUAACCCAUUGGCCCGAUAGGUCCCGUAUCCCCAGCAUCUCUAGCUUCUCACAGGACCG
This is a messenger RNA of Meloidogyne enterolobii, 4030 nucleotides long. NCBI's taxonomy places the organism in Eukaryota, Metazoa, Nematoda, Chromadorea, Rhabditida, Meloidogynidae. The record is from the annotation of a GenBank genome assembly.